Rubroshorea leprosula is the source of this 615-nucleotide messenger RNA. The record is from the annotation of a GenBank genome assembly. NCBI's taxonomy places the organism in Eukaryota, Viridiplantae, Streptophyta, Magnoliopsida, Malvales, Dipterocarpaceae.
UGACCUGCUAAUCUAAAAUUGCAGUGGGUCCCUUGCCCUUAACCAUGGUCCUUUACCCUUUACAAAGUUUAAACCUUGGAUGGUUUGUGCUUCCCCAACUCCAAGCAAACGAUCUCUGUACUGUAAGCAAGUCUGAAAAGCUUUUGCAGUUGCAACGCAAUCUGGAAGUGAUACAGUGCAAGCAUGCUAACUACCAACUACAAUAGCCACCAACCAGUCAAGCUUCUUCUUCUAUUUAUCAAAACGCCAAGGAACCUAUUAACUGUAAUUGCAUUCUGACUCUUUAAUCAUGAAUAAAAAUGAGUACAACAUAUAUCUAUCCAUCACAUAAUACAAAUAUCCACUUGACCAACAAGUUGGUUCCACCAUCUAAACAUUUUUAAUUUAGGGGAAAAGAUCAGGCUUCACUUGAGUGUUUCAGCUGCUACAAUCUCUCUGCUUUCCUUUCUUUUCUUUUUCUUUUUUUUGGUAAAAUACAAUCUCUCUGCUGAUUCAUUCUUUUCUCUUCUUUUUAUUUAUAGCUUUUGUGCUAUUAAUUACAAUAAGACAAGUGUUUCUUUCUGAAAGAAUUUGUACAAUCACUACUACUGCAUGUCACCAGUUCCUUGUCCUUUU